Molecule: messenger RNA, 1710 nt
Organism: Chelmon rostratus (copperband butterflyfish)
Lineage: Eukaryota; Metazoa; Chordata; Actinopteri; Chaetodontiformes; Chaetodontidae
Gene: slc50a1
Product: solute carrier family 50 member 1
Exons: 6
Coding region: 140-799 (219 amino acids)
Biological process (GO): carbohydrate transport
Cellular component (GO): membrane
Molecular function (GO): sugar transmembrane transporter activity
Source: RefSeq, a predicted model, not a curated record
CAGAGUGAGACGAAGAGGCGUCAGCGUAGUUUUAUUCCGGCUUUUAAUUCCAUGCAGUUCAAGCAUUCGUUCCUAGACGCAUACGUUGCACGUAAAAUACACAACCGGGCAGUGUGUUAGUAUUUUUUUCUCCCGUUCCAUGGAUUUGCUGCAGCUUCUGUCAUGGGCCUGCAUCGUGUUUACAGUCGGGAUGUUCUCGACUGGACUGACCGACCUGAAGAAGAUGCGAGACUCCAAAAGUGCUGAUAACAUCCAGUUUCUCCCCUUCCUCACCACGUGUCUGAAUAACCUGGGCUGGUUGUAUUAUGGGAUUCUGAAGAGAGAUCAGACAAUCGUCCUGGUUAACUUUAUUGGAGCUCUACUCCAGAUCCUCUACAUCAUUGUGUACCUCCACUACACAAAACAGAAGAGGCUCGUGAUGUCCGAGACCUUAGGAGCAGGCAUGGUGCUGACCUGCGGUUGGUUUUACUUUGCCAUGUUUCUGCCCGAGGGUGACACUCGCCUCAGUCAGCUAGGCCUCACCUGCAGUGUGGUCACAGUCAGCAUGUACCUGUCCCCGCUCACCGACCUGGUAGAAAUAGUGCGCAGUGGUGACGUGCAGCGCUUGUCCUUCCCCCUGACUGUAGCCACCUUGUUCACUUCAACUUCUUGGGUUUUCUACGGCCUCCAGCUGAACGACUACUAUAUUGUGGUUCCAAACGCACCGGGCAUCUUCACCAGCCUCAUCCGAUUUUACCUGUUUUGGAGAUUUGCAUCCAUCAGUCACAGCUCACCUUCCUAUAAGCCUAUGCAUAUAUGAGGAUAGAGGGAGGGGGCAGCAAAGCUCUCCAUUCACCCACAGAUGACGUGGACAUAAUGUCUCGUGUUAGUUGGCAGGUAUAUCAAUUACUCAGUUAAGUGGGAAAAUUAUGCUCAAUUUAAGUUCAACUGUUUUUUCUGCAGCUAUUUGUGAAACUUGUGACCUGCCUCUCCUCUCCGUGUCCUUCAAGUGCCUUCUGUUCGAUCAUGUUUGCCAGUAAAGAUCAGUGGCAUCUGCUGAUCCACAAACAUGUCAAGAGACUUGCUCUUUGUUCACAAUCCAGUGAAGUGGAUUGAAUCUUCCUCACCUCAUACUAGCCAAAGAUUUUGUGUAGUUGUGACUUGCUGGCUGCUAUAGUAAUGUCACAUAUAUUUGCUCUGCUCUCCAAUGCUCAUGUAUGGAACAGUGUAAUGCCAAGUUUCAUAUUUUUCCCCACAGCUCAGUGAGGAAAUGACGAUUUCAUAUCUCUUUAAUUGGUACUCAUACCUGUGUAUCGCCAUGCAGACAGAAUAUUGAGUCACACCAGUGGCAGUGAGUUAUGUUUGUCCAGAAUUGUUUUCUAUAUGUUUUUUCUUUUUGAUGCACAGUGUGUAUGUUGGCUAAUGCCCGAGAUCACAUAUUUCCUAUAUAUAUAUAUAUAGGUAUAACUAUAUUGUUAAUGCUAUUUUUAUAAGCUCUUGGAUAUGAGAUUAAAUAGAAAAAGAAAAGAAAUUACGACCACAGGAUUUGUUUACAAGAAUGAAUGAAGUUUAUUUUUUCUGGUGGCUGGUUGUCAUGGUAAUAAAGUCUUGCUUGUCUCCUCAUUAUUAUCUGUAAUAAGGACAUAUGUUAUGCAAAUGAAACAGCUGAGUGUCAUUACCGAAGGAUGUAAGAUCUUUAAAGGUGCCAUGUAAAUAAAUUUUUACCCUAAA